Molecule: messenger RNA, 578 nt
Organism: Leptonychotes weddellii (Weddell seal)
Lineage: Eukaryota; Metazoa; Chordata; Mammalia; Carnivora; Phocidae
Source: RefSeq, a predicted model, not a curated record
UUGGUUAUUGAGUCCCAUCUCCCUCUCCUUUCUAGGCCCCUUAAGAAUGAAGAGAAAGGAAGCCACCCUUGCAGGAUUACCGAUCAGAUUUCUCCCCAGGGUAGCAAUCCGGCAAUGACUGGCGUCAGCCUACUCUACUCCCUGCCGAAGCUGCUGGUUCUGGGCUUGGAGCUCCUGGUUCUGCGUGGCCAGGUCGAUGUUGUCUUGCAGGACACCAGCCAGCAGGCUUCGGUGGUGAUGCUCAGUGGUCAUGGCCUGCUCCUCCCACAGCCUUCGCCAGGCUCGGAAUACCUGUGCCCAGAUUCAGAGAUGCCUGUCAGUCAGUCAGCCUUGGAACCACUUCAAGGCCUGCCUUCUGACCUCACUGACCUGCAGCAUAUGGCGUGUCUGAGCUCGGGCAGCCUGCACGUGCAGGUCAUAGAGGGCUGCGAGGUCCCGCUCCGCAGUGUCCUGCUCUGCCUGAAGGGCCUCCAGCUGGAGCCUCAGCACUGUCUGCUCCCGGGGCCAUCUCUGCCUCUUCUUGGAGGCCUUCAGUGAUAAUACAUAGUCUUUGUUCAGUGCCACCCGUGUGCCAGGCU